Suillus discolor is the source of this 1742-nucleotide messenger RNA. RefSeq lists its product as uncharacterized. The record is from RefSeq and is a predicted model, not a curated record. Lineage: Eukaryota; Fungi; Basidiomycota; Agaricomycetes; Boletales; Suillaceae. The coding region runs from base 33 to 1742 and encodes 569 amino acids. The transcript is spliced from 14 exons.
AAUGACCGACUUCCUUCUAUCAAGGUCUGAGGAUGUCGAGGACUCAGUGUGUAUCGUGUCGAUCGAAUGCUUGCUGUUGCGUGCCGACAACUGCAAUCCCCCCCUCGGUGGACUGGAAGGCUCGUUCGAAAAAUGUUUCAAAAAACGCGCGCAAUGGAUUGUUUGCGCCACGCGCAUGUUAUAUCAUGCAUGGCAUGCUGGUCAUGAUCCACGUUGUCCUUUUUUCUUUUAUUGUCCGUCACUGGGAACACCAUGUAACUUUCGCUUUCACACCAACAAACAAUGAUUCUGCCUGUGCGUUUUAUACCGUACAUAUACAACGGCUAUUUCUGCUCUUCCUUACCCAACGGCUUGCGAUUUCGAGAACACUCGUACGCCAUGCAAAACUGACCGCCGUUCAUGACAUCUCUGGCGCAUGGGCGGGUCUCGGUUCUGCACUCACUAGUGUCUGGCGACAAACUGACAUCCCCGCUUCAUGGUGGACGACUUCCGCUGUGGCAGCCUACCUUGCGAGCAUAACCGUGCUGCAUGUCACCUCUUCUACUCUCCUACAAUUUCAAACCUUCAAUGCUUCUAUGACGACUUCGGUGCCCACAACACUAGGAUGGCUAGACGAUUCGUCGUAUAGCUAUUUAACAAGACCUAGGACCCAUUACCACAUCCCUACCAGGUUGUCCAACACCACACUCUACGACACCCUCAAAACAACCGCUAUAGCAGUGGAAUGCGACUCCUCGAGUUGCGGCACAGCGAUCGUUCCGUUUGGGCCAGUUGCCACUCGCAUACAUAUAAUUCCAUGGAUGGAAUAUGAGGAUUCUUACGGUGGCGUCUCGAAGCUUCCUGGUGUCUAUCUUAUGGUCUCCACAUUAUUGGGGAUCGACCCUUCAGUACAAGAUGAAGUUGCUGUGAACAUGACUUGGGCUAUCCCUGACAUUGCCACUCCAUACGUCAUCCAGGUCUAUUUCGUAUAUUGCUCGCUGUCAGCGAACACUACAGAUGGGAUAGUCAACAUGCAAACCAACAGCCUACUGAGUCCUACGUCCAUAUCGCAGCCAUCCUCGCAAUGGGAAAUGUAUCAAUUCGGGUGGUCGAAUACUAGUUGGCAAACACAGAUCGGCAGUGCUUUGGCUACCCCGGAUAGCAGCAGCGGGGUUAUAUUUGAUGGUACACCUUCCCAAAUCACUGAACUCUCUGUUGCGGACGAGUAUGUCAUGUCGUUGGUAGGCUUGAAUCUCACUGAGGAAUAUACACAAUUCCGAGAUGGUGCUCCUCCGAUUUCCAAUUUCACGUUGAGACCGGAUGAACUAGAAUUCGCGGUUGCGAGAGCAGCUGCACAACUCAUCUGGCUGGCCGGACAAAUGGGUACAGCCAAUGGAGGAAUUGACCCUGGCAACGGGACAGCCUAUGUUAACGAGCAGUUCAUUGCCCUACGCCUCAACUUGGCUUUCGCAGCGUCUGCAUCGGUGAUAAUGUUGGGACUGGCGCUACAUAUGACAAGAGCAUUUCAUGCAUCGCACGACAGUCAGGCUGCUAUCCCAAACAUAGGUGUGCUGCAACUCUUGUGGUUGGGUCAUCGUUCAGCCUCUAUCAACGAAGUCCUGGAAGAUGUGCAACAUCCGACAGAGGCCAAUCUGCGGCGAGCGGGCAUGAUAGAUGUCUGUCUUACGAAAACAAUAUCUGAUAAAGAAGAGUUUGGGAGUCCAACAGAUAGUCUCUCCUGGUGCAGUCGACUACCAUCAUGA